AUGCAACGUGUCACAAGGUCGAAUGAGUCAAGCGGUUCUAUUAACGAUAAGCUUCGUGGCUAUUUUGAAUCGGAAUCCUUUAUGGAUAUUAUGAGGAGAGUGGUUUCGAACAUGGUUGCGGAAGAAUCUUUUCAACUUGCUCUCAAAAAAAGUGUAGAUGCAGCAGUGGCGAGCGCCGUUGAGCCUUUUAACAAGAAGCUAGCUGAAUUUGAACAAUACGUGCCACGAGUAACCGAUUUAGAAAAGAAGAUUAGCGACCUUGAAUCUCGUCUGUCAGCAGCGCAAGAGGAAGCUAAACUUGCUAUAAAUAAAGCUAAUGAUAACGAACAAUACUCUAGAAAAUAUAAUUUGAGAUUUAUCGGCAUUGAAGAGAAGAAAGAUGAAAAUUGCACUGAGUUAAUCGUUGCAUUCUGCAAGGAGAAAUUGGGGAUCGUCGUGCCUAGCUGCUAA
Molecule: messenger RNA, 450 nt
Organism: Paramuricea clavata
Lineage: Eukaryota; Metazoa; Cnidaria; Anthozoa; Malacalcyonacea; Plexauridae
Source: the annotation of a GenBank genome assembly